AUGCCGCAAGCACUUCAAGAUGCAGCUCUCAUCCCAUCACCGUCGAAAUCGUGGAACACGAACCGUCUGGGCGCGCGCUUUGGCGUCGAUAUCGUCAGUGCAGCAACGGCCGGUGCUUUGACAUGUCCCAUAAUCACCGUGAUAGAUCGCGCCAUCAUCGAAAAAGCGGCCAAGGGCGUUCCAAUCAAAAACACGAUCACAUCUGCAUUCCGAGAUAUCAUACGAAAACCAUCAGGCUUCUUCCUGGGAACGCCGUUUCUGCUCAUUUACACCCUCUACACGUCGACCUACCUCACCGCGAACACGAUUGACACCGUCACGUCCACACUGAAGGAUAAGCCGUUCUCGAGCGUGUUCCCGGACACCGCGAAGUUCCUUACGACGACGGCAGUGAACAUGGGGAUAUGCGUAUACAAGGAUGCGCGGUUCGCGCGGAUAUUCGGGAAACAAUCGCACGCACAACCACAAGCACAACCACCGCAACCGCCCUCUGCCAAAUCGCCAUCAAAUGGCCUGUUCACAUCGACGACGCCCGCAUCCUGCCAUCCCUCUCCAACAGCAGGCGGCGCACCGAAAGUCCCCAAGGUCUCCUACACCCUCUUCUGCCUCCGCGACAGCAUCACGAUCUUUGCGUCGUUCAAUAUCCCCGCCCUCGUCGCGCCCUCAAUACCGGACUCCAUUGCUGCCACGCCCGCCAUGAAGUCCGCCAUCGCGCAGUUCAGUUGUCCGGCGCUGAUGCAGUUCGCUAGCACGCCGAUGCAUCUGCUCGGAUUGGAUCUGUAUAAUCGUCAGCCGCCGGGUGGGCUCGGAUGGAGGGAGCGUGCUGGUAGGAUUAGGAGGGACUAUGUGGCGAGUUGCUUUGCCCGCAUGGGGAAGAUCGUCCCUGCUUAUGGGAUUGGGGGUGUGGUCAAUGUUCGCAUGAGGGCGGAGCUGAUGGGGUGGCUUGAGAGGUUGGAUGCGGCUUCGGCUUAG
Messenger RNA from Aspergillus mulundensis, 972 nucleotides. RefSeq lists its product as uncharacterized. Gene Ontology annotation, cellular component: mitochondrion. The coding region runs from base 1 to 972 and encodes 323 amino acids. The record is from RefSeq and is a predicted model, not a curated record. The transcript has 2 exons. Lineage: Eukaryota; Fungi; Ascomycota; Eurotiomycetes; Eurotiales; Aspergillaceae.